GCACUUCCGUGUCCAGAGGGCGGUAUAUAAUCUCCUUUCGUCUUCUAUCUGCUGCUCAUCGUAGACUCAACCCUGCAUCUCCCUGCUGACAAUUGAGCAACUGUAUCCAUUAUACGAACUGUUUUCUGUAUCAUACUGCGAUAUUGAACCGCCAUCAUGGGUAAAGACGAUGAGCCAAGUAUGAACCCAGGCACCUAUUUGCCCAUUUCCAUAGCUGGCAGCUGGUACAUAUCUUUGGAGAUCUGGAUAAGUAACUGACGAUGACUUCCUUUCUUCCAGAGACCUACCGCUACAAUGAGAACCCGACCUACACUACGUCCAAUGGCUGCCCGGUCAUGGACCCAGAAGCUUCAUUGCGGGUUGGUGCAAAUGGACCCCUUCUGCUCCAGGACUUCCACUUGAUCGACCUGCUAGCACACUUCGAUCGAGAGAGAAUCCCGGAGCGGGUUGUUCAUGCAAAGGGUGCUGGAGCUUAUGGAGAGUUUGAAGUCACAGACGACAUCAGUGACAUUACUACUAUUGACAUGCUCAAGGGUGUUGGAAAGAAGACCAAGUUGGUCUCACGGUUCUCUACAGUCGGUGGGGAGAAGGGUUCAGCAGACAGUGCUCGUGAUCCUCGCGGUUUCUCACUCAAGUUCUAUACAGAGGAAGGUAACUGGGACUGGGUAUUCAACAACACUCCAGUGUUUUUUGUCCGUGACCCAUCCAAGUUCCCUAUCUUCAUCCACACUCAAAAGAGGAACCCUCAGACCAAUCUGAAAGAUGCUACUAUGUUCUGGGACUAUUUGUCAACCCAUCAGGAGUCUGUUCAUCAGGUCAUGCAUCUGUUCAGUGACCGCGGUACUCCAUACUCCUAUCGCCACAUGAACGGCUACUCUGGGCAUACCUACAAGUGGAUAAAGCCAGAUGGAACCUUCAACUAUGUCCAGAUUCACUGCAAGACCGACCAGGGAAGCAAGACCUUCACCAAUGAAGAGGCUGGCAAGCUCGCCUCAGAGAAUCCUGACUGGCAUACGGAAGAUCUCUUCAACGCCAUCGAGAAGGGCGAAUACCCUUCCUGGACCUGUUAUGUCCAGGUCCUCAGCCCUGAGCAGGCUGAAAAGUUCCGUUGGAACAUAUUUGAUCUAACCAAGGUCUGGCCACAGAGCGAGGUUCCGCUGCGUCGCUUCGGCCGAUUUACCCUGAACAAGAACCCGCAGAACUACUUUGCCGAAAUCGAACAGGCAGCCUUCUCACCUUCGCACAUGGUUCCUGGCGUGGAGGCUUCUGCCGAUCCAGUGCUGCAAUCCCGUCUAUUCUCCUACCCAGAUACGCACCGUCACCGCUUGGGAGUCAAUUAUCAGCAAAUCCCGGUCAACUGUCCUCUCCGUGCCUUCAACCCCUACCAGCGUGAUGGUGCCAUGACUGUCAACGGCAACUAUGGCGCGAAUCCUAACUACCCAUCAACUUUCCGUCCGUUGACCUUCCGUCCUGUCAAAGCCAGCCAGGAGCACGAGAAAUGGGCCGGUGCAGCAGUCGCCAGGCAAAUCCCCGUCACGGACGAGGACUUCGUCCAGGCCAACGGCCUCUGGCAGGUCCUGGGCCGUCAGCGUGGACAGCAGGACAACUUUGUCAACAACGUGGCUAGUCAUCUGUGCAACGCUCACGAGAGAGUCCGUAAGCAGACUUACGGAAUGUUCACCCGCGUCAACAAGGAUCUCGGUGCACGAAUCGAGAAAGCUACCGAGGCCAAUGUCAAGAAACAGUCUCACAUCCCCGCGCGUCUGUAGAUACUAUGAGCAAACAAUAAAACUGGAAUAUUC
Messenger RNA from Paecilomyces variotii, 1802 nucleotides. Its product is annotated as catalase isozyme P. NCBI's taxonomy places the organism in Eukaryota, Fungi, Ascomycota, Eurotiomycetes, Eurotiales, Thermoascaceae. Gene Ontology annotation, molecular function: heme binding; catalase activity. Gene Ontology annotation, biological process: response to hydrogen peroxide; hydrogen peroxide catabolic process. The transcript has 3 exons. The record is from RefSeq and is a predicted model, not a curated record. The coding region runs from base 261 to 1769 and encodes 502 amino acids. Gene Ontology annotation, cellular component: cytoplasm; mitochondrion; peroxisome.